AUGUCUCCUCGAAGCAAACGUUUGAUGCAAUGUAUGACUUUAUUAAUUCAGCAAACAUUAGCCCAACAACGACAUGACGAUAGAAAGUCUGAAGAUGAUAAAAGUAAAGGUAAGGAGAAAGAAACGACUGACACCUCAAAACCCAAUACUGACCGAGUCUCUUUUAAAACCUUUCGUGGUAGCUGUGCUACUGAGUUCUUUGGGAAGGUUGAUCCGUUGGAGGCACUUGAAUGGAUAUUGAAUACUGAGAAGGUCUUUCGUAUCACCCGAGUGCUAUGUGAUGAUAAAGUGAAUUAUGCCACGACCAUGUUCAAAAGUAGGGCCUUGAUAUGGUGGAAUGCUACUUUUGCAGCUUUAGGUGAAACUGAAAAAGAAGGUAUGCCUUGGGAGUCUUUCAAAACUCGUUUUAACAAGCAAUAUUGUCCAGUUGAUCUACAAAAACGAUUGGAGAAGGAGUUUCUUGAUCAUAUUCAAGGAAAGAUGUCAGUGGUGGACUACGAGACCGAGUUCAAUCAUAAAGCACAGUUUGCCACAUGUUUCUUGACUACAGAACAGGAACGUGUAGACCACUUUAUAGACGGAUUGCGAUCAGAGAUUCGAGACGUCGUCGCCAAUCGUGACAUUUCAGAGUUUGAGAAAGCGGUGGAAUCUGCACGACGGCGCGAACACGAUUUGACCAGCUCGGAUCGUAAUCUAGCUCCGCCAGCCAAACGACCUCGAAUUGAAGGUGCCAUAUCUGCACCAACACAUCAGUUUUCUAGGAAUUUCAAUCCGAGAUAUGCUCAAUCCCAAGCUAGAUCGCGACCUCAAUCUUGGUCCCAAGCUUAUAGCCUUCAGUCAAAUGCUCCUCCACCCUGUUCUAUUUGCGGUAAGGCUCAUCGGAGCCGAUGCAACACUGUUCGCCCUGAAGUUAGAUGUCAUGGUUGUGGUGAAGUUGGACACUUGAGACCGAACUGCCCAAGGAGGGAUAUGACAUGCUACUCAUGUGGUGCUAUAGGCCAUCUUCAAAGAGAAUGCCCUCGAUCUAAACCUGAGGAAAGUAAGGCUUCUGUUCGCCGACCUUCUACUAGUGGUGCUGCUCGUCAAAAAAAGGAGGUACCGCGCGUCCAGGCCAGAGCUUUUCAAAUCAUUGCUGAGGAAGCUCGAGAUAAGCCGGAUGUGGUUACGGGUAUAUUUCUCGUUAAUUUUCAUCCCGAUCAUAUCUUAUUUGAUUUUGGUGCUACUAAUUCAUUUGUUUCUCAUACGUUUGCUCGAUGUUUAAACUUUGUGCCAUAUGUGCUUGCUAAACCUUUUUACGUUGACACUACUGAUGGCACAUCUAUGCUAGCUGAUAAAGUUUACAAAGAUUGUGUGUUGCAAUUAGAUGAGCAUGAGUUUUUCGUAGAUCUUGUACCGAUGGAUAUCCAUAGCUUUGAUAUAAUUAUUGGUAUGGAUUGGUUGGCUAAGAAUCRGGCUGAUAUUUUGUGUUUUCAACGCAUAAUCCGUAUACCGAACAACGUCGACUAUUUAUAUGUUUACGAUGAAAAGCGUAAAGGGGACGUAAAGUUGAUUUCUACACUUAAAGCUCGAAGACACCUAUCUAAAGGUUGUUCUUCCUAUUUAGCCUAUAUUUUUUAUGCGUCGAAAAAGGUAAAGAAAACAGUUAGUGACGUACCGAUUGUGUGUGAAUUUCCGAAUGUAUUUCCCAAGGACUUACCCGGUUUACCUCCUGAUAGACAAGUUGAAUUUCGAAUUGACUUAAUUCCUGUUGCAACGCCGAUUGCUAGGACGCCAUAUCAUCUGGCUCCGGCUGAAAUGAAAGAAAUGUAG
This is a messenger RNA of Cynara cardunculus var. scolymus (artichoke), 1809 nucleotides long. RefSeq lists its product as uncharacterized. Bases 1 to 1809 code for a protein of 602 amino acids. Lineage: Eukaryota; Viridiplantae; Streptophyta; Magnoliopsida; Asterales; Asteraceae. The record is from RefSeq and is a predicted model, not a curated record. The transcript has a single exon. Gene Ontology annotation, molecular function: zinc ion binding; nucleic acid binding.